This is a messenger RNA of Ruditapes philippinarum (Manila clam), 1078 nucleotides long. RefSeq lists its product as uncharacterized. The coding region runs from base 130 to 894 and encodes 254 amino acids. Lineage: Eukaryota; Metazoa; Mollusca; Bivalvia; Venerida; Veneridae. The transcript has 2 exons. The record is from RefSeq and is a predicted model, not a curated record.
CUCCCCUUAUUAGUUGCUAUUUCUGUAUCGAAUGACGCCUUGAAUGAAUUGGAAUGUGAUAUUUGCCAUUUAUUUUAUUUUAAGCUGUUUUAUAUUGAAGCUUAUUUGUAAAUGAUUUAAUUGUUUAAUAUGGAUGAAUCGGAAUUUCGGACUAAAGACGGAGGGAUUUCUGAUGUACUUUCAACGGCUGAUAAAAGAGAAAAUAUGUUGGAACAGGAAAAACACGCGUCUCAAAAUGAGGUACCGACUGGAUUAGGCGAUCACUGUGACAAGGUAAAUGAUAAAAUGACCAGUGAUGGUCAUGAAAAAUCAAAGAAUGAUACAGAUUCUACAAAUGAGCCAAAUUGUGGUAAAAUAAGUCCAACCAGUUACACCGAAGAGUUAGAUCUUACAGACCCAAAUAGUGUCAUAAACAUGUUGGAAAAUGUUGAUUUAACUGAAGAAGACACUGAGGAUUUGCUACAGGAAGCUUAUAAAAUGAAUAGAAAGCUUAAAGAAAUGUUAAGACGUCAAGAUGAUGAAUCCUCAGAUUCAAAACCAAAGGUAAAAUCAAGAAGUAAAUCUAAUAUGGAAUCACGACUAGGUAAUGGAAAAGCAAGUGCAUCAGGCUCGGCAGUGUCAUCAAAUCACGGAUCUCGAAAUGGUUCAUCAUUUGGUAUCAGAAAAGUUUUACCACCUAUUACAGGAGAAAAAGACACAAGUGUCUAUGCUAUUAAACUACGAAGAUCUAAAACAAGUGUUCAAGAUACAAAACCGGUAAUGAGUGAUCCUGCAGUUCCCCGUUCAAAGUCAACAUCUAAAACUGCUAUUAGAAAGGAUUCUGAUUCACCAUCUAGAAGAAAGAAAGCAUCAGGACCGAAACCAGAGUGGAAUGACAGAUUUAAUUUUACAUAAACAAUUAUAUUCUAUGAUAUUCACUUUUUACAUAAAUGAAGAACUAGUUAAUACAAUUAUAAAAUUAUUGUUUUGAAAGUUUAGAUCUGGUGCUUCCCAUUUGUUACAAACAAUAAUACUGCAUGUUUUUUCUUUAUUUUGCAAUUUGAUUUUGCAAGACAAAAUAAUUUCCGUCUGAUAUAUU